AUGCGCAGGCGUCUUAAUUUCGGUCGUAAAAUUAAUGACGUCACAAGCCAUUCGCGUGAAAAGACGCACGGCAAUGCCGUGAAAACCACUACGGCAAUAACGCACAUGGCGCGUCCAAAUGGCUUUGUGGAGCUUGAAGAGCUUGUUCAUCUAACAAGAGACAAGGCCCAAUGGGAAAAGACUGCGAGAUGGGUCAAACUAGAAGAGACGUUUGAAUCAGAUCGUUGGAGCAAGCCGCAUGUAUCGUGUUUGUCUUUGCAAGGUCUGCAGGAUGUUCGUGACAUUCUGAAAAAAUGUCCGAUAUUGACGAACCUCGCCGAGAGAGAUAUGUCGGGGAUCGUGAAUGCGAUGAUAGACGAGCUCGUGUGCUGUGGUGAUCUUGAUGAAGAACAUCGCGACCAUUUAAUGGAUCUACUUCUAUUAAAUCAUCGUCUGAAGAAUCGAACGUCCUCACAGUCCCGUCGCCUCGCUCGACAUUUUGCGGUUCAUGCUUUAGAAGAGGAGGAUAAAGAACUGACACUGCUCAGAAAGGAUUCUGGACAAAAAUCCAGAUGUCCAUGGUCAGGUUUCCAAGUUUGUCACAACAAUUGUUUUAAUUCAUCAAAAGAUAACAACACUGCCCAUGAUGCAUAUGGACCUGGAAAAGGCAGUAAGAGCUCUCCACAAUUCAAAAAUCCUGAAAAAUCCGAAUCAACUGUCGUUCUUGUGGGCUCAGCAAAUUUCUUGAGGCAACCAAUCUCAGUAUUUGCUCGCCUCGAGGAAAGUUGCUUUCUGGGUAAUCUAAUCGAUGUUAAUAUUCCAGUGCGUUUUAUUUUCAUCUUCAUGGGACCACAAGAUUGCAGAAAAAGUUAUUGCAACAUUGGCAGGAAUAGUUAUCACGAAAUUGGCCGUGCACUUGCAGCCAUGAUGUCCAACAAAGAUUUUCUGUCUGUGGCUUAUGACUUCGAGGAACGCGAAACUCUUUUAAAAACAAUGGACGACUUUUUUGAUUGCUGUGUCGUCAUACCUCCCGGUGAAUGGGGUCGUCAGGUGUUGAUGCAGACUAUUCCCAUUCUGGAGCGUCAGAGUCAGAAGUUGUUUGAAAAUCGUCGACGCAAACACAGCUUGGCAACGCAGGUAGGCAUGCACCAGUUGCAAGAUGCGAAAGGAGAUCCAUUGGCACGAACUGGUGUGCUUUUUGGUGGUCUUGUGCGCGAUGUAAAACGCCGACUUCCCCACUAUCUCAGCGACUUUACAGACGCGUUCAAUGUACAAUGUCUCGCCGCAAUCGUGUUUGUUUACAUCGCUUCUCUUGCGCCAGCGAUCACAUUCGGCGGAAUUAUUAGCAAAAAGACCGGAGGAAAGAUUGACGCAUCCGAGACAAUACUGGCGACGGGUUUGUUCGGGAUCAUUUUUGCGUUGUUAGGUGGUCAACCACUUACUAUUAUUUCAUUUACUGGUCCCCUCAUCGUGUUUGAGAAGAGUAUCUACGAGCUCUCUAAAAAUCUGAAUGUCGACUACCUACCUUUACGGGCGUGGAUAGGAAUUUGGGUGAUGUUCAUUUGCUUUCUCAUCGUUGCAUUCGAGGGAUGCUUUCUCGUUCGUUAUUUCACGCGGUUUACUGAAGAAAUAUUUGCCACCAUCAUAGCGUACACCUUUAUGUACGACGCCAUAGAAAUAGUUAUCGAUGAAUACAAACAUCCAUUGUCAGCAAACGGGACGAUAGCAAACGCUACAAAAACGUCGACGACCAAGACAAGCUCGCCCUCUUCUUCAGGUCAUCUUGCUGUACUCCUGGUUCUGGGAACAUUUAUAAUAUCUUAUAUGUUUCGAAGAUUUCGGCACUCUCACUUCUUUGGCCAUUUAAUCCGAAGGAUUAUUAGUGAUUUUGGCGUGCUGAUAGCAAUCCUUUCCAUGGUUGCCUACUAUAACCUUGACAAAGAAACGACAGUUUCACAGCUUGUGAUACCAGAAGGUGUUGGUACGAAAUGGAAAGACAGGUGGUUCGUAAAUCCUAUGGGUGAAAACAUGGAUGCUCUCACCAUAACUGUAGCCAUUAUACCCGCAAUAUUGGUGAGCAUCCUGAUUUUUAUGGAAGUAGAGUUGACUGCGUUGAUUCUUGACAAGAAAGAAUUUAAACUCAAAAAAGGUGCUGGAUAUAAUCUCGACCUUAUCGUAGUUAGCAUUAUUGUGUGCUUGUGUUCGUUUCUCGGCUUUCCUUGGCUUUGUGCGUCCCCCAUUCACACAAUGUCUCACCUACACGCCCUCAUGGUUUUCAAUAGCAAUCAGGCGCCUGGCGAGAGACCUGUCCUUGAAGAAGUCAAAGAACAAAGAGUCACAAACGUUGUGAUACAUAUACUUGUCUUGUUUUCCGCUUUUCUUGCACCGGCUCUACGGGAAAUUCCGAUAGCAGUUUUAGCGGGUGUUUUGCUUUAUCUCGGGAUCUGUUCGGUUUCUCAUAUUCAACUCCUAGAACGCAUAAAAAUGUUGUUUAUGCCAGGACACUAUCAUCCAGAUGUCUCUUACGUAUUGAAAGUAAGCACAAAAAAGAUGCAUAUAUUUACCAUAAUUCAGGUCGUGUGCGUGAGCAUCAUAAUUGUUGUAAAGCUCACCAUUAUCGCUCCCUCAUUUCCUUUCUUUGUGCUAUGUUUGAUUCCUUUACGCAAGUCUCUCGCAGCUUGGUUUACAGAGGGGGAACUAGAGUUGCUGGAUAAUGAUGCUGAAGAGAUGAAUGAGGACGAAUACGACGAAUUUGAAGCCGUACAUGUACCUAUCUGA
This is a messenger RNA of Xenia sp. Carnegie-2017, 2757 nucleotides long. Its product is annotated as anion exchange protein 2-like. Gene Ontology annotation, biological process: bicarbonate transport; monoatomic anion transport; transmembrane transport. The transcript is spliced from 5 exons. Gene Ontology annotation, molecular function: solute:inorganic anion antiporter activity; monoatomic anion transmembrane transporter activity. Gene Ontology annotation, cellular component: plasma membrane. The coding region runs from base 1 to 2757 and encodes 918 amino acids. NCBI's taxonomy places the organism in Eukaryota, Metazoa, Cnidaria, Anthozoa, Malacalcyonacea, Xeniidae. The record is from RefSeq and is a predicted model, not a curated record.